UGUGCAGUAUCCGGUAGCGUAGCACCGAGCAAUAAAGAUGGGGAGGAGAUGCCUGAUUCCGUCGUCACAAACGGCGGCGUUGGUUGCCAGAAGCUUUCCAUUUCCGCCUCUAAAAUCUCAAAAUAAUAUAAUUAACUUCAAAAAGUAUCCUAAACAUAUCAAUUCUCUGUAUCUCCACUGCCCAACUCGCAUGUUUUGCUGCAAAUCAUGUCUUAUUCAACACCAAACCGACCUGAAAAACUACAAGGAAGCUUUCUCCAAGCAGAUGAGCAUGGCCGGUCUCAAACCCCACCACCGCAUUGCAAUAGGAGUUUCCGGUGGACCUGACAGCAUGGCGCUCUGUGUACUAACUGCUGCUUGGAAAACUAACGGAGUUGCCAAUAGUAACGGUGGUUUUGUUGAUGGACUCUUAGCUAUAAUUGUUGACCAUGGCUUACGUGCUGAGAGUAAAGAGGAGGCUCUCACUGUUUCCGGUCGUCUUUCAAAAAUGGGAAUUAGAUGUGAGAUUGACUCUUGUGAUUGGUUACUUGGGAAGCCUAAACAGGGUCAUCUGCAGGAAGAGGCAAGAGAUAUGAGGUACCAAAAAUUUCAGAAUAUUUGCCUUCAGCACCAAAUUAGCGUGUUACUAAUUGCUCAUCACGCAGAUGACCAGGCUGAGCUAUUCAUUCUCAGACUAUCUCGCAAUAGCGGUGUGCUUGGACUUGCUGGCAUGGCGUUUGUUUCUGAAAUCUUCUCCUCCACCCUACCAUUGUACGACGAGGGAAUAAAGAACAAAGGCAUACUUCUAGUGAGACCACUCCUUAAUUUUUCUAAAGAAGACCUGUAUAAGGUAUGUCAAAUGGCUGGACAGGACUGGGUAGAAGAUCUAACAAAUCGAAGCCAAUUAUAUGUUCGCAAUAGAAUUCGAAUGUCAUUAGGAAAUCUGUCAUCAUAUACAUUCAAGUCUGAAUUGCAGGCUAUGAUAUCUGCUUGUCGAAACACACGUUCUGUUGUUGAUCAAAUUUGUUCUAAUUUGAUAAAUCAGGCUGUUACAAUCAUGCAUCAACAGGGAUAUGCAAUCAUUGAUUUAGAGAUUCUUGAUCCAUCAAAAGUUAUUGCCAUAUGCCUAGCAAAGUUUAUUGCUUUGGUCUUGCAGUUCAUCUCUCAGAGGCACAAGCCAGUUAGAGGUAAUGCUUCAAGAUUGUUGUUAGACUACAUCCGUACUUUCCCAUGCAAGACCUCCGUUACAGCAGCUGGAUGUUACCUAUGUCCAGUUCCUCAGUCUAAGGGAACCAAAAUCCUAGUUUGCUGCUCUGUUGGUUGUCCAUUGCCUUCCAGAAUGGAAUUGACUAGCAUGCAUUCUGAUGAAGAACUUAAGCAAUAUAUCCCAAGUGAGUUGGAUCAAAUUAUAGCUGAUGGAAAAUCAUAUUCGGAUCACUUAGUUCCAGAUGCAUCAAAUGUGCAUUUCUUAGACUCUACAUCUGAAUCAAUCCUAACUGAAGCCAAGAGGUAUAAUAUUAUCGGCGAGUCAACCUAUAGGGAAAUUCUUCUGUUGGAGAUGGACGAAAUCAAGCAUUUCAAGGGCAAAAAUGAAGAUAGCGUUAACCGUAAUUCAAAUAAUGAAGUUGAAUACUGUAAUUCAAGUAAUGAAGUUGAAUAUAUCACUGCAUCUUCAAAAGAACAAUUCAGACCGGGACAAAUUUGCUAUUUCAUGAACAGAUUCUUUAUCACAUGGAAACCAAGCAAGUACAGAGCUGUCAAUGAUGUUUCUGAGAAAGCAGAUUGUGGUUACGAUUUGGGAGACCAAAGUUGGUAUCAUUGUUCUGAAUCUUGUACAAUUGAUCCUGACAUGUUUGCUGAGGUGAGACACAUGAAUGACUGUGAUUGGCUGUAUCUCGCAAAGCUGUCAAAAUGUGCUAGUUUGGAUGAAUUGCAGCAGCAAAGAUUAUUUACAUCCAGUGGAAUGAGGACGAAAAUGAAGGAGAGAAAGCUAGAUUAUUUGAGAUUUGCAGCAGAAAGAAGUCUCAGUGUGCUGAAAUCUAUUCCAGCUGCUGCUAGAAGAAGUCUACCUGUCCUAGUCAAUCAUCAAGGACAGUUGCUAAGCAUUCCAAGCAUUGGCUUCAAGUGCUGCCCUUGUUUGAUGGUGUCUUGCGUAUUCAAGCCAAGAGUGCCACUUGGGGGAGGCUAUAGUUUAUUCAUGUAGUAAGUAGUCUGUAAUUUCAGUUCAGUAGAUAAUAUUUUGAUACAACUCUUCAUAGAUUUUGUAGUUCUAAACUCAUACUCAAAGUGUAAAUUCUUACAUGAUAGACCGAUUCUGACAA
Messenger RNA from Mercurialis annua (annual mercury), 2300 nucleotides. RefSeq lists its product as uncharacterized. Bases 38 to 2182 code for a protein of 714 amino acids. Gene Ontology annotation, molecular function: ATP binding; ligase activity, forming carbon-nitrogen bonds. The record is from RefSeq and is a predicted model, not a curated record. NCBI's taxonomy places the organism in Eukaryota, Viridiplantae, Streptophyta, Magnoliopsida, Malpighiales, Euphorbiaceae. The transcript has 11 exons. Gene Ontology annotation, biological process: tRNA processing.